Molecule: messenger RNA, 12186 nt
Organism: Dipodomys spectabilis (banner-tailed kangaroo rat)
Lineage: Eukaryota; Metazoa; Chordata; Mammalia; Rodentia; Heteromyidae
Gene: Muc17
Product: mucin 17, cell surface associated
Exons: 15
Coding region: 1-12186 (4061 amino acids)
Source: RefSeq, a predicted model, not a curated record
AUGGGUGUAGGCUUCGGUACCUCAAUGCCGAGGCUGCUGGCAGCAGCGCUCUGCCUGCUGGCUCUGGUGCCCCAGCUCCUGCCUCAGUGUAACGCUGUGGAAAAGGAUCUCAGCAACAGCCGUGGGGUAUGGGAUGGAGGAGGUUGCAUCUCCCAGGAGUCCUUGGCCUCAGGGUGCCCCAGUGCACCCCCGGCUCGCAGGACAGAAGGAAGGAAUCAUUCAUCAGCCGCACUGAUCUCCAGGGAUGAUGAGACCAGUUCUACCAAUUCCAUCACAUCCCUGCUGAGUACACAGAAAACAACCACACCUGUGACAGCAAAUCCUGAAGUCAGUUCAUCUUCAACUAUGGAGGUCAAUACUACACCUGUUCCCAAUACAACAGAAGGAAAUAAUCCAUCAUCACCGAACUUGGUGUCCAACACGAAGGUGAGCAGUCCUUCUGAUGUCCCUACCUCGCCUCCUACUCCAGGAACCACUAUUUUGACUACAACACCAAAGGUCAGCUCAUCUUCAAUUGUGGAGGUCACCACCACCACUGUUUCUAACCAACCAGAAGGGAGUACUCCAUCAUCCAUGACCCUGCCCACAAGCACAUUGGUGACCAAGUCUCCUGAUAUCACCACCUUGCCCCUCAGCACUGAGGACACAACCACACCUGUGAGUACAACUCCUGAAAUCACUUCAUCUUCUCCUAUGGAGGUCACCACCACCUCUGUUUCUACACCACCGGAAGACAGUUCUCUAUCAUCUAUCACCUUAGUUUCCAGCACGACAGUGACCAGACCUCCUGAUGUCACCACCUUGCCUUCCACAUCCGGUCCCACAACCACACCUUUGACUACAACCCCACAAGUCAGUUCAUCUUCAAUGGUGGAGGUCACCACCACUACUGUUUCUAACCAACCAGAAGGGAGUACUCCAUCAUCCACUACACUGUCCUCAAGCACAUCAGUGACCAGUCCUCCUGAUGUCACCACCUUGCCCCUCUCCACUGAGGCUACAACCACACCUGUGAGUACAACUCCUGAAAUCACUUCGACUUCUCCUGUGGCGGUCACCACCACACCUGUUUCCACACCACCAGAAGGAAGUUCUCCAUCAUCCACCACCCUGUUCUCAAGCACAGUAGUGACAAGUACUCCUAGUGUCACCACAUUGGCCCUCAAGCCAGAGGACAAAACCACACCUGUGACUAUAACUCCUGAAGUCAGUUCAUCUUCAACAGUGGAGGUCAUGACCACCUCUGUUUCCACACCACCAGAAGAAAGUUCUCUAUCAUCUACCACCUUGGUUUCUAGCACAACAGGGACCAGUCCUCCUGAUGUCACCACCUUAUUUCCUACUUCCGGGGUCACAACCACACCUUUGACUACAACCCCAGAAGUCAGUCCAUCUUCAACUGUGGAGGUCACCACCACCACUGUUUCUACCCAAACGGAAGGCAGUACUGCAUCAUCCACCACCUUAGUUCCCAGCACGACAGUGACCAGUCCUUCUGGUGUCAACACCUUGCCUUCCACUCCAGAGGCCACAACCACACCUGUGAGUACAACUCCUGAAAUCACUUCAUCUUCUCCUGUGGAGGGCACCACCACCCCUGUUUCCACACCACCAGAAGGAAGUUCUCCAUCAUCCACCACGUUAGUUCCCAGCAUGACAGUGAACAGUCCUUCUGGUGUCACCACCUUGUCUCCCACUCCAGAGGCCACAACCACACCUUUGACUACAACCUCAGAAAUCAGUUCAUCUUCUCCUGUGGAGGGCACCACCACCCCUGUUUCCACACCACCAGAAGGAGCUACUCCAUCAUCCACCACCCUGUCUGAAAGCACAUCGGUGACCAGUCCUCCUGAUUUCACCACCUUGCCCCUCACCACUGAGGUCACAACCACACCUUUGACUACAACCUCACAAGUCAGUUCAUCUUCAACUGUGGAGGUCACCACCACCUCUGUUUCCACACCACCAGAAGGAAGUUCUCCAUCAUCCUUGACCCUUUCUGGGAGCACAGUAGUGACAAGUACUCCUGGUGUCACCACAUUGCCCCUCAACACAGAGGACACAACUACACCUCUGACUAUAACUCCUGAAGUCAGUUCAUCUUCAACAGUGGAGGUCAUGACCACCUCUGUUUCCACACCACCAGCAGAAAGUUCGCUAUCAUCUACCACCGUGGUUUCUAGCACAACAGUGACCAGUCCUCCUGAUGUCACCACCUUAUCUCCGACUUCUGGGGUCAAAACCACACCUUUGACUACAACCCCACAAGUCAGUUCAUCUUCAACUACUUCCACUGUUUCUACCCAAACGGAAGGAAGUACUCCAUCAGCCACAACCCUGGCCUCAAGCACAUCAGUGAUCAGUCCUCCUGAUAUCACCACCGUGCCCCUCACCACUGAGGUCACGACCACACCUGUGAGUACAACUCCUGAAAUCACUUCAUUUUCUCCUGUGGAGAUCACCACCACACCUGUUUCCAUACCACCAGAAGGCAGUACUCCAUCAUCCACCACCUUAGUUCCCAGCAUGACAGUGACCAGUCCUCCUAGUAUCACCACCUUGCCCCUCACCACUGAGGCCACAACCACACUUGUUAGUACAACUCCUGAAAUCACUUCAUCUUCUCCUGUGGAGAUCACCACCACUCCUGUUUCCACACCACCAGAAGGAAGUUCUCCAUCAUCCACCACCUUAGUUCCCAGCACAACAGUGACCAGUCCUUCUGGUGCCAACACCUUGUCUCCCACUCCAGUGGCCACAACCACACUUUUGACUACAACCCCACAAGUCAGUUCAUCUUCAACAGUGGAGGUCACCACCACCACUCUUUCUACCCCACUAGAAGGAAGUACUCCAUCAUCCACAACACUGUUCUCAAGCACAUCAUUGAUCAGUACUCCUGAUAUCACCACCUUGCCUCUCACCACUGAGGCAACAACCACACCUGUGAGUACAACUCCUGAAAUCACUUCAUCUUCUCCUGUGGAGGUCACCACCACUCCAGUUUCCACACCACCAGAAGGAAGUUCUCCAUCAUCCACCACGUUAGUUCCCAGCACAACAGUGACCAGUCCUUCUGGUGUCACCACCUUGCCUCCCACUCCAAAGGCCACAACCACACCUUUGACUACAACCUCAGAAAUCAGUUCAUCUUCAACUGUGGAGGUCACCACCACCACUCUUUCUACCCCACUAGAAGGAAGUACUCCAUCAUCCACAACACUGUCCUCAAGCACAUCAGUGACCAGUCCUCCUGAUGUCACCACCUUGCCUCUCACCACUGAGGACACAACCACACCUGUGAGUCUAACUCCUGGAAUCACUUCAUCUUCUCCUGCGGAGGUCACCACCACCAAUGUUUCCACACCACCAGAAGGAAGUACUCCAUCAUCCACCACUCUGUCUGCAAGCACAUCAGUGACCACAACUCCUGAAAUCACCACCUUGCCUCUCACCACUGAGGCCACAACCACACCUGUGAGUACAACUCCUGAAAUCACUUCAUCUUCUCCUGUGGAGGUCACCACCACUCCUGUUUCCACACCACCAGAAGGAAGUUCUCCAUCAUCCACCACCUUAGUUCCCAGCACAACAGUGACCAGUCCUUCUGGUGUUAACACCUUGUCUCCCACUCCAGUGGCCACAACCACACCUUUGACUACAACCUCAGAAAUCAGUUCAUCUUCAACUGUGGAGGUCACCACCACCCCUGUUUCCACACCACCAGAAGGAAGUACUCCAUCAUCCCCAACCCUGUCCACAAGCACAUCGGUUACCAGUCCUCCUGAUAUCACCACCUUGCCCCUCACCACUGAGGCCACAACCACACCUGUGAGUACAACUCCUGAAAUCACUUCAUCUUCUCCUGUGGAGGUCACCACCACCCCUGUUUCCACACCACCAGAUGGAGCUACUCCAUCUUCAACCACCGAGUCCUCAAGCACAGUAGUGACAAGUACUCCUGGUGUCACCACAUUGCCCCUCAACCCAGAGGACACAUCCACACCUCUGACUAUAACUCCUGAAGUCAGUUCAUCUUCAACACUGGAGGUCAUGACCACCUCUGUUUCCACAACACCGGAAGAAAGUUCGCUAUCAUCUACCACCUUGGUUUCUAGCACAACAGUGACCAGUCCUCCUGAUGUCACCACCUUAUCUCCUACUUCUGGAGUCAAAAACACACCUUUGACUACAACCCCAGAAAUCAGUUCAUCUUCAACUGUGGAGGUCACCACCACCACUGUUUCCACACCACCAGAAGGAAGUACUCCAUCAUCCCCAACCCUCUCCGCAAGCACAUGGGUGACCAGGCCUCCUGAUAUCACCACCUUGACCCUCACGACUGAGGCCACAACCACACCUUUGACUACAACCCCACAAGUCAGUUCAUCUUCAACAGUGGAGGUUACCACCACUACUGUUUCUACCCCACUAGAAGGAAGUACUCCAUCAUCCACAACACUGUUCUCAAGCACAUCAUUGAUCAGUACUCCUGAUAUCACCACCUUGCCUCUCACCACUGAGGCAACAACCACACCUGUGAGUACAACUCCUGAAAUCACUUCAUCUUCUCCUGUGGAGGUCACCACCACUCCAGUUUCCACACCACCAGAAGGAAGUUCUCCAUCAUCCACCACGUUAGUUCCCAGCACGACAGUGACCAGUCCUUCUGGUGUCACCACCUUGUCUCCCACUCCACAGCCUACAACCACACCUUUGACUACAACCUCAGAAAUCAGUUCAUCUUCUCCUGUGGAGAUCACCACCACCCCUGUUUCCACACCACCAGAAGGAGCUACUCCAUCAUCCACCACCCUGUCUGAAAGCACAUCGGUGACCAGUCCUCCUGAUGUCACCACCUUGCCCCUCACCACUGAGGCCACAACCACACCUUUGACUACAACCCCAGAAGUCAGUUCAUCUUCUACUGUGGAGGUCACCACCACCACUGUUUCUACCCAACCAGAAGGAAGUACUCCAUCAUCCACAACACUGUCCUCAAGCACAUCAGUGACCACAACUCCUGAUAUCACCACCUUGCCCCUCUCCACUGAGGCCACAACCACACCUGUUAGUACAACUCCUGAAAUCACUUCAUCUUCUUCUGUGGAGGUCACCACCACUCCUGUUUCCACACCACCAGAAGGAAGUUCUCCAUCAUCCACCACGUUAGUUCCCAGUAUGACAGUGACCAGUCCUUCUGGUGUCACCACCUUGUCUCCCACUCCAGAGGCCACAACCACACCUAUGACUACAGCCUCAGAAAUCAGUUCAUCUUCAACUGUGGAGGUCACCACCCCCACUGUUUCUACCCCACCAGAAGGAGCUACUCCAUCAUCCACCACCCUGUCUGAAAGCACAUCGGUGACCAGUCCUCCUGAUGUCACCACCUUGCCUCUCACCACUGAGGACACAACCACACCUGUGAGUACAACCCUUAAAAUGACUUCAUCUUCUCCUGUGGAGGUCACCACCACCCCUGUUUCCACACCACCAGAUGGAGCUACUCUAUCUUCUACCACCUUGUCCUCAAGCACAGUAGUGACAAGAACUCCUGGUGUCACCACAUUGCCCCUUAACCCAGAGGACACAACGACACCUUUGACUAUAACUCCUGAAAUCAGUUUAUCUUCAACAGUGGAGGUCAUGACCACCUCUGUUUCCACACCACUGGAAGAAAGUUCUCUAUCAUCUACCACCUUAGUUGCCAACACGACAGUGACUAGGCCUCCUGAUGUCACCACCUUGCCUCCCACUUCCGGGGCCACAACCACACCUUUGACCACAACCCCAGAAGUCACUUCAUCUUCAAUUGUGGAGGUCACCACCACCACUGCUUCUACCCAACCAGAAGGAAGUACUCUAUCAUCCCCGACCCUGUCCACAAGCACAUCAUUGACCAGUACUAUUGAUAUCACCACCUUGCCCCUCACCACUGAGGCCACAACCACACCUGUUAGUACAACUCCUGAAAUCACUUCAUCUUCUUCUGUGGAGGUCACCACCACUCCUGUUUCCACACCACCAGAAGGAAGUUCUCCAUCAUCCACCACCUUAGUUCCCAGCACAACAGUGACCAGUCCUUCUGGUGUUAACACCUUGUCUCCCACUCCAGUGGCCACAACCACACCUUUGACUACAACCUCAGAAAUCAGUUUAUCUUCAACUGUGGAGGUGACCACCACCCCUGUUUCCACACCACCAGAAGGAAGUACUCCAUCAUCCCCAACCCUGUCCACAAGCACAUCGGUUACCAGUCCUCCUGAUAUCACCAACUUGCCCCUCACCACUGAGGCCACAACCACACCUUUGACUACAACCCCACAAGUCAGUUCAUCUUCAACUGUGGAGGUCACCACCACUCCAGUUUCCACACCACCAGAAGGAAGUUCUCCAUCAUCCACCACCUUAGUUCCCAGCACGACAGUGACCAGUCCUUCUGGUGUCACCACCUUGCCUUCCACUCCAGAGGCCACAACCACACCUUUGACUACAACCCCACUAGUCAGUUCAUCUUCAACUGUGGAGGUCACCACCACCACUGUUUCUACCGAACCAGAAGGAAGUUCUCCAUCAUCCACAACACUGUUCUCAAGCACAUCAUUGACCAGUACUCCUGAUAUCACCACAUUGCCUCUCACCACUGAGGCGACAACCACACCUUUAACUACAACCCAAGAAGUCAGUUCAUCUUCAAUUGUGGAGGUCACCACCACCACUGUUUCUACCCAACCAGAAGGAAGUACUCCAUCAUCCACAACACUGUCCUCAAGCACAUCAGUGAUCAGUCCUCCUGAUAUCACCACCUUGCCCCUCACCACUGAGGCCACAACCACACCUGUGAGUACAACUCCUGAAAUCACUUCAUCUUCUCCGGUGGAGGUCACCACCAGCACUGUUUCCACACCACCAGAAGGCAGUACUCCAUCAUCCACCACCUUAGUUCCCAGCACGACAGUGACCAGUCCUUCUGGUGUCACCACCUUGUCUUCCACUCCAGAGGCCACAACCACACCUGUGAGUACAACUCCUGAAAUCACUUCAUCUUCUCCUGUGGAGGUCACCACCACUCCUGUUUCCACACCACCAGAAGGAAGUUCUCCAUCAUCCACCACCUUAGUUCCCAGCACAACAGUGACCAGUCCUUCUGGUGUUAACACCUUGUCUCCCACUCCAGUGGCCACAACCACACCUUUGACUACAACCUCAGAAAUCAGUUCAUCUUCAACUGUGGAGGUCACCACCACCCCUGUUUCCACACCACCAGAAGGAAGUACUCCAUCAUCCCCAACCCUGUCCACAAGCACAUCGGUUACCAGUCCUCCUGAUAUCACCACCUUGCCCCUCACCACUGAGGCCACAACCACACCUGUGAGUACAACUCCUGAAAUCACUUCAUCUUCUCCUGUGGAGGUCACCACCACCACUGUUUCCACACCACCAGAAGGCAGUACUCCAUCAUCCACCACCUUAGUUCCCAGCACGACAGUGACCAGUCCUUCUGGUGUCAGCACCUUGCCUUCCACUCCAGAGGCCACAACCACACCUGUGAGUACAACCUCAGAAAUCAGUUCAUCUUCUCCUGUGGAGGUCACUACCACCCCUGUUUCCACACCACCAGAAGGAAGUACUCCAUCAUCCACCACCCUGUCCGCAACCAUAUCAGUGACCAGUCCUCCUGAUAUUACCACCUUGCCUCUCACCACUGAGGACACAACCACACCUGUGAGUACAACCCUUAAAAUGACUUCAUCUUCUCCUGUGGAGGUCACCACCACCCCUGUUUCCACACCACCUGAUGGAGCUACUCCAUCUUCAACCACCGAGUCCUCAAGCACAGUAGUGACAAGUACUCCUGGUGUCACCACAUUGCCCCUCAACCCAGAGGACACAUCCACACCUCUGACUAUAACUCCUGAAGUCAGUUCAUCUUCAACACUGGAGGUCAUGACCACCUCUGUUUCCACAACACCGGAAGAAAGUUCGCUAUCAUCUACCACCUUGGUUUCUAGCACAACAGUGACCAGUCCUCCUGAUGUCACCACCUUAUCUCCUACUUCUGGAGUCAAAAACACACCUUUGACUACAACCCCAGAAAUCAGUUCAUCUUCAACUGUGGAGGUCACCACCACCACUGUUUCCACACCACCAGAAGGAAGUACUCCAUCAUCCCCAACCCUCUCCGCAAGCACAUGGGUGACCAGGCCUCCUGAUAUCACCACCUUGACCCUCACCACUGAGGCCACAACCACACCUUUGACUACAACCCCACAAGUCAGUUCAUCUUCAACAGUGGAGGUCACCACCACUCCUAUUUCCACACCACCAGAAGGAAGUUCUCCAUCAUCCACCACCUUAGUUCCCAGCACAACAGUGACCAGUCCUUCUGGUGCCAACACCUUGUCUCCCACUCCAGUGGCCACAACCACACUUUUGACUACAACCCCACAAGUCAGUUCAUCUUCAACAGUGGAGGUCACCACCACCACUCUUUCUACCCCACUAGAAGGAAGUACUCCAUCAUCCACAACACUGUUCUCAAGCACAUCAUUGAUCAGUACUCCUGAUAUCACCACCUUGCCUCUCACCACUGAGGCAACAACCACACCUGUGAGUACAACUCCUGAAAUCACUUCAUCUUCUCCUGUGGAGGUCACCACCACUCCAGUUUCCACACCACCAGAAGGAAGUUCUCCAUCAUCCACCACGUUAGUUCCCAGCACGACAGUGACCAGUCCUUCUGGUGUCACCACCUUGUCUCCCACUCCACAGCCUACAACCACACCUUUGACUACAACCUCAGAAAUCAGUUCAUCUUCUCCUGUGGAGAUCACCACCACCCCUGUUUCCACACCACCAGAAGGAGCUACUCCAUCAUCCACCACCCUGUCUGAAAGCACAUCGGUGACCAGUCCUCCUGAUGUCACCACCUUGCCCCUCACCACUGAGGCCACAACCACACCUUUGACUACAACCCCAGAAGUCAGUUCAUCUUCAACUGUGGAGGUCACCACCACCACUGUUUCCACCCAACCAGAAGGAAGUACUCCAUCAUCCACAACACUGUCCUCAAGCACAUCAGUGACCACAUCUCCUGAUAUCACCACCUUGCCCCUCUCCACUGAGGCCACAACCACACCUGUUAGUACAACUCCUGAAAUCACUUCAUCUUCUUCUGUGGAGGUCACCACCACUCCUGUUUCCACACCACCAGAAGGAAGUUCUCCAUCAUCCACCACGUUAGUUCCCAGUAUGACAGUGACCAGUCCUUCUGGUGUCACCACCUUGUCUCCCACUCCAGAGGCCACAACCACACCUAUGACUACAACCUCAGAAAUCAGUUCAUCUUCAACUGUGGAGGUCACCACCCCCACUGUUUCUACCCCACCAGAAGGAGCUACUCCAUCAUCCACCACCCUGUCUGAAAGCACAUCGGUGACCAGUCCUCCUGAUGUCACCACCUUGCCUCUCACCACUGAGGACACAACCACACCUGUGAGUACAACCCUUAAAAUGACUUCAUCUUCUCCUGUGGAGGUCACCACCACCCCUGUUUCCACACCACCAGAUGGAGUUACUCUAUCUUCUACCACCUUGUCCUCAAGCACAGUAGUGACAAGUACUCCUGGUGUCACCACAUUGCCCCUUAACCCAGAGGACACAACGACACCUGUGACUAUAACUCCUGAAGUCAGUUCAUCUUCAACAGCGGAGGUCACGACUACCUCUGUUUCCACACCACUGGAAGAAAGUUCUCUAUCAUCUACCACCUUAGUUGCCAGCACGACAGUGACCAGGCCUCCUGAUGUCACCACCUUGCCUCCCACUUCCGGGGCCACAACCACACCUUUGACCACAACCCCAGAAGUCACUUCAUCUUCAAUUGUGGAGGUCACCACCACCACUGCUUCUACCCAACCAGAAGGAAGUUCUCUAUCAUCCCCGACCCUGUCCACAAGCACAUCAUUGACCAGUACUAUUGAUAUCACCACCUUGCCCCUCACCACUGAGGCCACAACCACACCUGUUAGUACAACUCCUGAAAUCACUUCAUCUUCUUCUGUGGAGGUCACCACCACUCCUGUUUCCACACCACCAGAAGGAAGUUCUCCAUCAUCCACCACCUUAGUUCCCAGCACAACAGUGACCAGUCCUUCUGGUGUCACCACCUUGCCUCCCACUCCAAAGGCCACAACCACACCUUUGACUACAACCUCAGAAAUCAGUUCAUCUUCAACUGUGGAGGUCACCACCACCACUCUUUCUACCCCACUAGAAGGAAGUACUCCAUCAUCCACCACACUGUCCUCAAGCACAUCAGUGACCAGUCCUCCUGAUGUCACCACCUUGCCUCUCACCACUGAGGACACAACCACACCAGUGAGUCUAACUCCUGGAAUCACUUCAUCUUCUCCUGCGGAGGUCACCACCACCAAUGUUUCCGCACCACCAGAAGGAAGUACUCCAUCAUCCACCACUCUGUCUGCAAGCACAUCAGUGACCAGUCCUUCUGCUAUCACCACUUUGCCCCUCACCACUGAGGCUAAAACCACACCUGUUAGUACAACUCCUGAAAUCACUUCAUCUUCUUCUGUGGAGGUCAUCACCACCCCUGUUUCCACACCACCAGAAGGAAGUACUCCAUCUUCCACCACCGUGUCCUCAAGCACAGUAGUGACAAGUACUCCUGGUGUCACCACAUUGCCCUUCAGCCCAGAGGACACAACCACACCUGUGACUAUAACUCCUGAAGUCAGUUCAUCUUCAACUGUGGAGGUCACCACCACCUCUGUUUCCACACCACAAGAAGGAAGUACUCCAUCAUCCACAAGCCUGUCGUCAAGCACAGUAGUGACAAGUACUUCUUAUACCACCUCAUUCUCCCUCCCCCCAGAGGACACAAGCACUCCUGUGACCAUAACUCCAGAAAUCACUUCAGCUUCAACCAUGCAGGUUACUACCACUCCUGUGUUUCCACCUACUUACGGAACCACCACCACUACUAUCACCACCAGCGUUACCACCUCCAUGCUUCCAACCACCACACAGGUUCAAUGCAUGAAUGGAGGACUGUUGGUUGGAGGCGUGUGUGAAUGUCCUGUGGGCUUCUCGGGAGAUCGGUGUCAGAAUGCUCUCAUUAUCUGCCAAAAUGGCGGCUCCUGGGAUGGGCUCAAGUGCCAGUGUACCAGCCUCUUCUACGGACCAAGGUGUGAGGACGUGGUGGAGAGUAUCGAGUUAGAACAGACCGUCUCUGCCCAGGUAGAUCUGACCGUGACAGUCACCACUGAACAGUUCAGCAGUGAGCUACAGGACCGGAAUUCCAAGAGAUUUAAGGAGUUCAAUGAGACCUUCACAAAACAGAUGGACCAGAUCUACGCCGGUAUCCCCGAGUAUGGAGGAGUGAACAUCACAAGGCUGAGUUCUGGCAGUGUGGUGGUGGAGCACGAAGUCAUCCUGAAGGUCCAGUACGUCCCAGAUUACAAGGAAGUAUUCAACAAGGCCAAAGCAGAAGUAGAGGAAAAAAUCCAGACUGCAACGCAACAGCAGAUAAGCGUCAAUAACUCCUGCUCCUCCAUCCUCUGCUUCAAUUCAACUGCCACCGUGGUGCAAAACUUUACUGUUGCUGAGAACAAUUUUGAAGAGGAAUGCCAGAAAAAGGCUGGGGAGGAUUUUGCACCCUACUUCCGGGUGGAGUUCCUGAAGGGCAAGCUGUACUGCGUCACGCCCUGCAUGGCCGGCUUCAACUUCUCCAAGGACUGUCACUAUGGAAAGUGCCAGCUACAGCGCUCUGGGCCCCGCUGCCUCUGUUUGAGCACCGACACGCACUGGUACCAAGGGGAGACUUGCGAGUGGGGCAUCCAGAAGAGCCUGGUGUUCGCGCUCGUGGGUGCAGCAGUCGUGGUGGUGUUGGUGGCCCUCGUUGUCCUCGGCUUCUUCACCUUCCGCUUCAAGAGGAAGGCCCAAAGGCAAAAGCUCAAAGUGUCGCAGUUAUACAAAUGGAAUGAAGAGGAGGGUAGAGCAGCUCCUGGAACCUUCCAGAACAUUGGUUUCGAUCCCAGUCAGGAAAGGGAAGACUACAUUCACCUGGACUCCAUGUACAGCACCUUCCAGCCCUCCCUGAGCCACAUAGACCUGGAAAGAAAGGUCCAAAUCCAGAGGCCAGAGGUGGUCAUGACGUCCCUGUGA